CAUUGAUUUCUCUCUUUCAGAGCAAGGUCUGUUUAUGAGAGAGCCUUAGAUGUAGACCACAGAAAUAUCACCAUAUGGCUGAAAUAUGCUGAGAUGGAAAUGAAGCAUCGCCAGAUUAACCAUGCACGGAAUAUCUGGGACAGAGCUGUCACCAUCUUGCCAAGAGUGAACCAGUUUUGGUACAAAUACACCUACAUGGAAGAGAUGCUCACUAACAUUGCUGGUGCACGGCAGAUUUUUGAACGAUGGAUGGAAUGGGAGCCAGAUGAGCAAGCCUGGCAUUCUUAUAUUAACAUGGAGCUCAGAUACAAGGAAGUGGAUCGUGCCAGGAGUAUAUAUGAGAGAUUUGUUAUGGUACAUCCAGAAGUGAAAAAUUGGGUGAAGUUUGCUAAAUUUGAGGAACGUCAGUCCAAUUCAGUUGGUGCAAGAGAUGUGUAUGAAAGAGCAGUAGAGUUUUUUGGUGAGGAAAAUGCAGAGGAGAAACUUUUUCUUGCAUUUGCAAAAUUUGAAGAAAACUGCAAAGAGCAUGAUCGAGUGAGGGUGAUUUUCCAGUAUGCUCUGAAAAUCUUACCAAAAGAGGAGUGUGAAGAGUUGUACAAAGCUUACACUCAACAUGAGAAGAAAUAUGGAGACAAAGGGGGGAUAGAAGAUGUGAUCGUUAGCAAGAGAAAAUUCCAGUAUGAGGAGGAAGUGAAAACAGAUCCGAAUAAUUACGACGCAUGGUUUGAUUACCUUCGUCUGAUGGAAAGCGAGGCGGAUCCCGAUGCAGUGAGGGAAGUCUACGAAAGAGCAAUCGCCAAUAUUCCACCCGCCGAGGAGAAGCGUCUAUGGAGACGAUACAUUUACCUGUGGAUCAAUUAUGCGCUAUAUGAAGAACUUCUGGCUAAGGACAUGGACAGGACAAGACAGGUGUAUCGUGCAUGUUUGGAUCUUAUACCACACAAGAAGUUCACAUUCGGAAAAGUCUGGCUGUUGUAUGCCCAGUUUGAAAUUCGUCAGAAAGAUCUUAAGGCAGCUCGGCAGGCGUUGGACACAGCGAUCGUGAAAUGUCCCAAAGACAAACUCUUCCGAGAAUACAUCGGUCUCGAGUUACAGCUUCGAGAGUUUGAUCGCUGUCGUAAGUUGUACGAGAAAUUCCUGGAGUUUAAUCCUGCAAACUGUACCACAUGGGUCAAGUACGCCGAACUUGAAACCAUUCUUGGUGAUACUGAAAGAGCACGUGCGCUGUUUGAACUAGCUGUCAACCAACCAUUGCUUGAUAUGCCCGAGGUUUUGUGGAAAGCGUACAUAGAUUUUGAGAUUAACUUCGAAGAGUACGACAAAACGCGAGAUCUGUACGAGAGGUUACUCAAACGAACGCAACACGUUAAGGUUUGGAUCAGCUUUGCACAGUUCGAGGCCUCUACUGGAACUGAUGAAAGCAUCAUACAAGCAAGGACUGUUUACGAACGCGCGAGCAAAUCUCUCAGAAACGCAGAGGAGAAAGAAGAAAGAGUGAUGGUACUGGAAGCCUGGAAAGAAUUUGAGGACGAAUGUGGAGAUGACAGCUCACAAGAGGAAAUCAAGAAAAAGAUGCCUCGCCGGGUAAAGAAGAGGAGAAAAGUGCAAACAGACGAUGGGUCAGAUGCUGGUUGGGAAGAAUAUUACGAUUACAUCUUUCCUGACGAUGAAGCCAACAUGCCUAACUUUAAACUGCUCCAGAUGGCCAGACUUUGGAAAAAGAACCAAUCACAACAGGAAUAAUUAAUAACGUCUGUUGUUCUGGCUGCUGGUUGUUUAGUUGUCGUAUAAAUAUCACAAAUAUCGUGUACAGAAUGUUUUCUACACAACAAAAUAAAUCUUCAAUCUGUUAA
This is a messenger RNA of Stylophora pistillata, 1853 nucleotides long. Its product is annotated as crooked neck-like protein 1. The record is from RefSeq and is a predicted model, not a curated record. Gene Ontology annotation, biological process: mRNA splicing, via spliceosome; spliceosomal complex assembly. Gene Ontology annotation, cellular component: precatalytic spliceosome; U2-type catalytic step 2 spliceosome; Prp19 complex. Lineage: Eukaryota; Metazoa; Cnidaria; Anthozoa; Scleractinia; Pocilloporidae. Gene Ontology annotation, molecular function: protein binding.